Molecule: messenger RNA, 2184 nt
Organism: Trypanosoma cruzi
Lineage: Eukaryota; Euglenozoa; Kinetoplastea; Trypanosomatida; Trypanosomatidae
Product: CLC-type chloride channel, putative
Exons: 1
Coding region: 1-2184 (727 amino acids)
Biological process (GO): transmembrane transport; chloride transport
Cellular component (GO): membrane; early endosome; Golgi apparatus
Molecular function (GO): voltage-gated chloride channel activity
Source: RefSeq, a predicted model, not a curated record
AUGGCAUGGAAAUCAAGAGAUAACAACAUGCAGCAGCAGCAGCAGCAGCGGCAGCCGGGCGAGUUCACCGGGAUAGUUAACGCGCCAACAGAGUCCGAUUGGGCAACAAUCGACUGGGUGAGUUCACAGCACGAGGCAAACGAGCGACGCACGGCAAUGUACCACAGAUCCCAUGGAAGUUCCAUUACAGCUCAUACACGAAACGCACUCACACAAAAUGAAGGUUUUCUUGCCGCCUUUGUUACAGGCCUUCUCUUAGGUAUACUCGGCGUUUUUUGUGAUGCCUGUUCGCAUUGGGUGUCGGCAUUCCGGUUGGGCAUCUGCGCCAAUUUCUUCUGGCUUGGGCGUAACCUCUGCUGUGUGGAGCAGGAAGAAUGCACCGGAUACUACACAUGGGGUGAGUUUUUUCUUGGCCGUGGGGAUCGCGUGGCGCCGUUUGCCGAUUUUUGUUUUUACGUUCUCAUCUCCACAUUUGCUGCGAUGAUAGCAUCCUUUUUUUGUAAGGUGUAUGCACCUUAUGCAGCUGGUGGCGGCAUCAAUGAGGUGAAGACAAUUGUGUCAGGCCAUCAUGUCCGCCGCUACCUGGGUGGAUUGACGCUUAUCACGAAAGCCAUUGGCAUGAGUUUCUCCACUGGUUCCGGCCUUGUGGUUGGGAAGGAGGGACCAUUUGUGCAUAUUGGUGCAUGCGCGGGUGGGAUUAUCGCCAGUGUCUUCCCUAGCUAUCGGUUGGAGGCAAAGAAACGCGAGCUUAUUACAGCGGGCGCGGCGGGUGGUGUUGCGGUGGCCUUUGGGGCACCCGUGGGAGGUGUCAUCUUUGCAUUGGAGGAAAUAUCGAGCUUUUACAACUUUAAGGCCUUGAUGGCAGCCCUUAUCUGCGGUGUGACGGCGGUGUUGUUUCAGUCCCGGAUAGACCUCUGGCAUACUGGACGCAUUGUGCAGUUCAGCGUGAACUACAAACAUAACUGGCAUUUCUUUCAGCUGCCACUUUUCGCUCUCCUGGGGGUGGUUGGUGGGUUUGUCGGAUCGCUCUUUAAUGUGGUGAACAUCCGAAUAAUUCGUUGGCGCAAGUUGCGCUUCAAAAUGUGGCGUGUGACAGAAGUAGCUGUUGUGGCGGCCAUUACAGCCGUCUUCAACUUUGUCACGCCGUACAGUUCAGGGAACUUGCUGGAGUUGCUCGGUGACGCAUUCCAAGACUGCACACCGCAAAGCACAAUUGAACUCUGCCACGAUGGCAAUGUGCAGACCCUUAUAUACCUCCUUAUAGCGGCUACCGUAAAGCUGCUGCUCUGUAUGUACACAAUGGGCACAUUCCUUCCAUCCGGUAUCCUUGUCCCGUCACUUGCCAUUGGUGCCUUGUAUGGACGAGCGUUCGGCAUCAUGUGUCGUGCACUUCAAGAGUCUUAUGCCAGUUAUUACAUUUUUUCUGAAUGUUAUGAUCAAGACCUCUGUGUUAUACCGGGGAUGUACGCCAUUGUUGGCGCAGCCGCCGUCCUCACGGGAGUAACGCGCAUGACUAUAUGUCUUGCUAUCAUCAUGUUUGAGCUGACAGGAUCGCUUGAUUAUCUUGUACCCGUGAUUAUUGGUAUCCUAUGCGCCAAGGCAGCGGCGGAGGCAGUGGGGGUCGAGGGUACAUAUGAGCUUGGCAUUGCAGAGAACAAUUUACCGUUUCUCGAUCCCAAGAAGGAGUGCCAUGUCGACGCCGUUGCAGAAGAUGUGUAUGCACAACGUCAGUUUACUGUACUCACGGCAUACGGUUUCACGGUUGGCCAACUGAAUCAGCUGCUGCAGGAGAUGGAUGUGUCAGGCUUUCCCGUAGUGAACACACUGAGCGACAUGACUCUGAUGGGUUAUGCACCCACUAAAAACAUUGUGCGUGCGAUUCAGGUGGCUGCUGCAAAGGACAGCCGCGUUCACUUUGACACCGCCGUCCGCUUCUCCGCGGCGCCAUCGACAAAUCUACGGGAAGGCCAACUUGAAAUAGACAUCACCUCCGUUGUGGAGAGCCCCAUGUUGCAAGUGGAGCCGGAGUGCCCGGUGUCACGCAUGCUGUACUUCUUCAAGUCACUGGGAGUGCGUCAUAUCAUGGUGUGCCGCCGCUCGAGGUUUGUCGGUUACAUCAGCAAGAAGGACUUUGUAAAGUUUUUGCGUGAGGCCGAGCGGGAAGAGCACUUGAGGAACAUGUAG